Messenger RNA from Aspergillus pseudonomiae, 324 nucleotides. RefSeq lists its product as uncharacterized. The coding region runs from base 1 to 324 and encodes 107 amino acids. The transcript has 2 exons. Gene Ontology annotation, molecular function: protein dimerization activity; DNA binding. NCBI's taxonomy places the organism in Eukaryota, Fungi, Ascomycota, Eurotiomycetes, Eurotiales, Aspergillaceae. The record is from RefSeq and is a predicted model, not a curated record.
AUGUCUAAGAACGUUAAGAAAUCUUCCUGGAUCAAAAAACGUUACUCAGAGAGCAGUCGAGCAAAAGCACAACAACGUCAGCGCCGUAAGAGUAGCCUCUUUAAGAAAGCCGCAGAAUUCAGCUUGGAGUGCGAAUCCGACGUGGUUAUCGCAAUUAGGAUCCGGAAAACCGGCCAGGCGUAUAUUUUUGAUUCAUCACCGCAGGAGGCGUGGUUAAGAACACUCCCGAGCUUGGCAUACUCCUAUCCCGUUCCAAUUCAUCAGACAAUUGAGGAUAUCUUACCCCAGCUCGGGGAGCGUUCGCCAUCAUCUCCGGUUGCCUGA